Messenger RNA from Protobothrops mucrosquamatus (brown spotted pit viper), 1128 nucleotides. RefSeq names its product Rho GTPase activating protein 33 (gene ARHGAP33). Gene Ontology annotation, biological process: small GTPase-mediated signal transduction. Gene Ontology annotation, molecular function: GTPase activator activity; phosphatidylinositol binding; protein binding. The record is from RefSeq and is a predicted model, not a curated record. The annotation marks the transcript as partial. Gene Ontology annotation, cellular component: nucleoplasm; fibrillar center; Golgi apparatus. NCBI's taxonomy places the organism in Eukaryota, Metazoa, Chordata, Lepidosauria, Squamata, Viperidae. The transcript has 11 exons.
AUGCAGGCUCGGAGCACAGACAGCAUUGAUGCAACAGGCGAGGGACAAGUGCGUACUUUGGGCAACGCCACCAGUAACAUCAAGGGAAAACCAAUCAAGAGGCUUUCUAUCACACGAGGCCAUUUCCCCAAGCUGACUGAAUGUGCCCAUUUCCACUAUGAGGCCGUGGACUUUGGACACAUCCAGCUUCAGUUUGCCCCUGAUCAAAAUGAAAACCUCAACAAUUUGGAGGAAGGAAGCCUUUUAUUCCCUGUUCAGGUUACCUGUCAGGGGAAAAGCUGGCAGGUACAUCGCAGCUAUGAGGAAUUCCGCACUUUGGAUGCUCACCUGCAUUGCUGUAUCUUUGACCGGCGUUUCUCUCAGCUUCCUGAAUUGCCACCCCUCAGCCAUGUGCAAGCUCAUCCUGAGCUCCUGGUGCCCAUGCUUUUACAGUAUCUUGAGAAGCUUUCUGCUAUUGUGGAUAGCAAUAUCAAUUGCAGCCCAGUUCUCACCUGGAUGGAGAUUGAUAAUCACGGCAACCGACUCUUGGUAAACGAAGAAGCUUCCAUCAAUGUUCCUGCCAUUGCAGCUGCUCACGUGGUUAAACGUUACACUGCACAGGCCUCUGAUGAGCUCUCUUUUGAGGUUGGAGACAUCAUUUCUGUGAUUGAUAUGCCCCCCAAAGAGGACAGGAGCUGGUGGCGUGGGAAGCACGGUUUCCAGGUGGGUUUCUUCCCCAGCGAAUGUGUGGAGCUCUUCUCAGAACGUCCUAGCCCUGGAGUCAAAUCAGAUGCAGAGGGGACAAGCUGUGUCCUCCCCAGGACUCAUGGCCUCCUGUCCCCAACCUCAGUGUCUAAGAAACAUGGCAAGCUCAUUGGGUUUCUUCGUACUUUCAUGAAGUCCAGGCCCAGCAAACAGCGCCUGAAGCAGCGGGGAAUCCUCAGGGAGAGGGUUUUUGGCUGUGAUUUAGGGGAACACCUCAAAAACUCAGGCAGUGAUGGUAAGCAUGAAUUUGAUAGCGAGCGGGUACCUGAGCUCUCCAAAGAUGUUUACUUGCAAGACAUCCAUUCGGUUAGCUCUCUCUGCAAGCUGUAUUUCCGGGAAUUACCGAACCCUCUGCUCACCUAUCAGCUCUACAACAAAUUUGCG